AUGACCCCGAAGCUCGAUUACGCUUUCACUUUACACGUCGAUCUUGCUCCUCCCCAUGACUUUGGCAAAACCGCUGGAGGUGAAAAAAGAUUUGUUCCCAUCACUAGAGGAAUUCUUCCAGGUGGCGGGGAUUGGAACGCUGCUAGGCCAGACGGUGUGGUACAUGUCUUUGCCAAGUACACAAUCCAAGCCGAGGAUGGAACUCUUCUCAACGUGACCAACGAAGGAUACGGCCGAGCAAGUCAGGAGACCAUUAAGGCAGUUUUCGGAGACGAGCCAUCGAAGGCGUCAAUGGCAGAGGGAGGGGCGGCGUGGUAUACAAAGACAUUUCCGAGAUUCGAAGUAGCCCUUGGACCACUUGGAUGGCUGAACAGUGCUUGCUUUGUUGGAGAUCUUCUCCCCCCGAAGGUUCUAAAUCAUGUUAAAAUCGACGUCUAUGAGAUUUUGUAG
Mytilinidion resinicola is the source of this 450-nucleotide messenger RNA. RefSeq lists its product as uncharacterized. The transcript has 2 exons. NCBI's taxonomy places the organism in Eukaryota, Fungi, Ascomycota, Dothideomycetes, Mytilinidiales, Mytilinidiaceae. The record is from RefSeq and is a predicted model, not a curated record. Bases 1 to 450 code for a protein of 149 amino acids.